AUGCUGUGCCCAUGGUUUGUGCCCACAGCAAUUUGGUUGCUGGUGCACCUCAGAGCAGAAGCGUGCAGCCAAGGCAACGUGCCUGCCAGCCACCCUCCCCACAGCGCUGCAGAGAUCUGUGUCAGAGGCACCAUGACCACUAACACCUCUUCUGCUGUCCAGCCCGGCACCAGCAUCACCCUCUCGUGCCAUCUGCACCACCCUCAGCCCUGCAGGACAGUUAUUUUCUCAAACACAUCCGAGCUAAUCAGCAAUUAUGGCAGCUCAGUGAGCACCACAUUUGUUGUCCAUAGCUAUGGCACACACACCUUUACGUGCAAAAGGAUCUGCCCCCACGAGACAAAACUCAUCUGUGGCAUCGAUAUAGAAUCUGGAAAUCCUCCAGAUGAGCCCCGGAACGUGUCGUGUGUGCAGCAGGGGCUGGAGGGUCACCCCACCUGCAGCUGGGACAAGGGCCGGCUCACCCACAUCACCACUGCCUACGCCAUCCAGCUCUCCAACGGCACCGACGUGUCCUGUGUGGCACAGCAAGGCCCCGAGGAGGCGCCUGACUCGCUGGCUCUGAGCAGGUUGAGGUUGGACUCUGCUUACACCGUCGUGGUUUCUGCCUCCAACAAGCUGGGCAGUGCUUUCUCACAGCCUCUCAGCUUCACCUUAAUGGACAUAGUGAAGCCACAUCCACCCAACUUCUCAGUGGAGUUUGGAAAUCCUUCUGGGACCACUUGCACGUUCCUGUGGCACGAGGAAGCGCAGCAGCACAGGCUGAGAUACCGUCCCCUCGGCAGGCACCCCUGGAGCACGGUUGAAAGCUUAAACAGUGACAGGUUGAGUCUCUAUGGCCUGGAGCCUGACACAGACUAUGAGUUUCAGGUCAGCUGUAAACUUCACCCUGAGCGAGGGCUGUGGAGCGACUGGAGCGCCAAGCAGAGCCACAGCCCCGAAGCAGCACCGACGGGGCUCCUGGACAUCUGGUACCGACAGCAGGACCUGGACUCUCACCAGCAGAACAUCUCUCUCUUUUGGAAGGCUCUGAGCAAGGCUGAGGCAGGGGGCAAGAUCCUGCGGUACUCGGUGACCUUCGAAGCGCUGGCCCCAGGGAGCCCCCUGGCAGAAGAGGCACAGACCACCCACACCAGCCACCUCCACCUCAGCUGGCUCACACCGAGGCAGGGCUACAGGGUCACAGUCACUGCUGAGAACUCCAGGGGCAGCUCCCCCCCUGCAUCCAUCAUCACCAGCCUGGGCACCCAGGAUCUACCUCCUCCUCAGAAGGUCUCUGCCGUGGCCAUGGGAAACAGCAGCAUCUUUGUCAGCUGGAGCCCCCCCGUCAGACCCACGUCGUCCCUCAGUGGGUACGUGGUGCAGUGGGCAGAGGCACAGAGGGACCCGCAGCCACAGCCCUCCUGGGUGAAGCUGCCCCCAUCCAGCCUGUCCACAGCCAUUGCAGAGCACAUAAAGGAUAACGUGUGCUACCAGAUCAACGUGUCCGCACUCUACCGUGGCAGAGCUGGCCAAGAGGCAUCAGUCAGGGGCUACUCAGCAGCAGAAGCACCCUCAGCUGGGCCCCAGGCGUACGCAACCCCCCGGGCAGACGGCGUGGCGGUCUCCUGGGAAGCAAUCCCUGCCCAGCAGCAGCGGGGCUGCAUCACAGGGUACCACAUCUACCUGCAGAGCCAGGACGGGCAGGCAGCCCCACACGCCUACGGUGCUGGGGACUGGAUGACUGUUGUGCUUACCUGCAGCUUCUUCAUCGUCUCAGCCUGCAUUUGUUCGGUGCCUCCGUCGAGAAAAGCGUUGCACUCGCUGCUCUCGGCGCUGGUGCCGCAGUGGCAGAGCAAAGCCAUCCCAGACCCGGCUAAUGCUGCCUGGGCCAAGAACUACCUGGCUAAGAAGGCUGAGCUGAGCCUGUCCUCCAGCCUGUUCCUGCACGGCCCCGGCGGCUUCGAGGAGCCCGAAACGACGCGGGUGGAGGAGGCGCCGGGAAAGGCUGAGGCGCCGCAGGACAAGCUCCGGGGUAACGGUGUCUGGGCCCUGGAGAGCAGCCUGGGGCAGGAGGAGCCGGGGUACCAGGCUCUGCCCAGCACCUCCUCCCGGGACGGGGAGCUUCCCGAGCAGCAGCUGCCCCACCUCUACAAGAGGAUGGUGGCGGAGGUGCCGGAGCAGAGGCAGAGCGAGGCCAGCGCUGCGCCCCACAGCAGCACCGUGCCCCACAGCAGCACCGUGCCCCACAGCAGCAGCCCAUACCUGCCCCUGGGCACAGGCCCUGCCCCCCAGCAGCCUCAGCUCGAGUGCCAGCUGCUCACCCUCUUCCCAACGACUUUCUUGGCGCCGGUGUUGUCCUACGAAGGGAACCUUACUCUGGAUAGGGUGAAAAUAAAGUGCAGCUCUUCCACGGGAGAUGCUCAGGGCCACACGAGCCUGGCCUGA
Messenger RNA from Colius striatus (speckled mousebird), 2427 nucleotides. RefSeq names its product interleukin 12 receptor subunit beta 2 (gene IL12RB2). Gene Ontology annotation, cellular component: signaling receptor complex; external side of plasma membrane; membrane. The coding region runs from base 1 to 2427 and encodes 808 amino acids. The transcript is spliced from 14 exons. Gene Ontology annotation, molecular function: cytokine receptor activity; cytokine binding. Lineage: Eukaryota; Metazoa; Chordata; Aves; Coliiformes; Coliidae. Gene Ontology annotation, biological process: cytokine-mediated signaling pathway. The record is from RefSeq and is a predicted model, not a curated record.